Molecule: messenger RNA, 7032 nt
Organism: Aspergillus pseudoviridinutans
Lineage: Eukaryota; Fungi; Ascomycota; Eurotiomycetes; Eurotiales; Aspergillaceae
Product: CCR4-NOT core subunit CDC39
Exons: 4
Coding region: 1-7032 (2343 amino acids)
Biological process (GO): nuclear-transcribed mRNA catabolic process, deadenylation-dependent decay
Cellular component (GO): CCR4-NOT core complex; P-body
Molecular function (GO): molecular adaptor activity
Source: RefSeq, a predicted model, not a curated record
AUGACCUUCCCUCCCCCUCCCCCUUCCUCCCAAUCGUCGAUUGCUUCUGGCACCGAUAAAUUGUCUUCGAACAGGGCGGCAAGGUCACAGCAAUCUGCUUGGGGUCUCUCCGCGUCCCAGUCUAGCAUUCGCCGUGGGUUGACUCCGCUUGCGACCAACAACCUUUCAUCGUCAUCGUCGAUUCCGUCUGCGAAUUCCCGAGGACCAGUUCAGUCGAGUAGUCCCGCUCCAGGUGGCUCGACCUCUUCCCCUUUGACUUCCUCCUUCUCCGCCGUUCUGAGUUCCGCAAGGGGUCUUCCUGGCGGACGGAGCGUACCCUCACCUGCCUCAACACCGUCACCUUUUGCCGCCUUCCAAUCUGGCUCGCAACAGCAUCAGCAACCCGGGCAGUCACUCACGUCUCCUAAAUUCAGGGCUCACACCCCGUCGUCACAUCUGGCUUCCGCAGCAGGCUCUAUCGCGGGUGGUGGAGGCUCCGGGGGAGGCGGUGGUGGGACGGGACCUUCCAGAGGCGGCACCUUCUCGCCGUUAUUGUCCGGCAACACCGUGAAUUCACCCACUGGGUUUCCCUCUGACAAACCGGGCUCAGCAGCUUCCGGAGCUGCAGCUCACGCAAGCCAGUCCUCAUUGACUAAGAUAUCCAUUGCUCAAGUCUUCCUUCUUCUAGACUCUAUCACGGAGAAAGAAGGUCGAGAGAAGUGGGAAACCAAAGCCGCUCAGAUACACAAGCUUGUCGAAUCGAACGGAAUGGAGGUCUUCUCGAAGUAUUUCCGGCGUCUUCUGACGGGCAACGCCCCUCAGAUCUUUCCAGGGGUCAACAAGUCUGUGGAAAAUGCUGGGAAUUAUCCUUUGUUGGUCCAAGAGAUGCAGAAAGUCACUCAAGACAUAGAGCAGGCCCAGAAAAUCGCAGAAACGGUUGAUACCUCGGAAGGAGAUAUAUUCCGCGAUUUCGAUCUUUCUACCUUCCUCGAUCAUUUCAAGCUGGACCCUGUCGCUAAGGUAGCCCUUGCACUGGCCUUCAAAACCGCCAAUAAGUCGGACUUGCGUGCGAAAGCCGAUGCAAUUCUUUCGAACUCCAUCACUCCUUUCCUUCAAAGUUUGGCGACGCCGUCUGAGGCAACUAAAGAUUUCAAAAUCUCGUUCAUUGGGAUGACGAUUGAGCGUUUCAUCCUCUACCCUCCACGCAACUUCACCGACGAUGUGAAAGCCAAAUUGGUGUACGCAGCGAAUCUACGCUACCAGAAAUUAGGCGUGGAGAUGCCAUUCGAGGUCGCCUCUGCUCUACAAAUGUUCAAUUUCCUAAAUCCAAGGUACACAUUGGUCCGCCAGCUCCACUCCAAGGGACCCCGAGCCACGUCGAACGUCGACGCCGUGAAUGAGGCAGUCAAUGCAGCCGGACCUGAUGGCUGGAACGAAGAGCAUAUUGCCAGCGCCCUACUGUUCCUGGUUCUUUCUCAGUAUUGGCAGGAUUUCUCCUUGGAGACUUUCCUCCGAGCGAUCAAGUCACAUUACGGUGACAGGCAGAUUAAUUGGUCUUUCAUUUUCCGAAACUUUGAUCGCGAAGGCCUGCGACUUGACUCGAAGCAGUUCGCCAAACUCUAUUCGGUCCUCCUGUCGGCGGCUGCGGAUGAUUCCACUUUGGACAUCCAGAAGCUUUGGGGCGGCGAUUGGGAACAUCGGGACACCCAGAUGUCUUUCUUGACGGCUUUCAUUGUUUCCCGGACAGAUGUCUCUCAGAUUCCCAAUCUUCGAGCUACCUUCCCAGCGGAUUUCUUCGCUGACGGUCCCGAGCUCGUUCGCUUGCAAGGGGAGCGGGCAGCGAAGUCUCCGCUUCGUUCUCUGGACGCUAUGAAAGCCAUCUUUGACAUUGCUUUGUUCUCUCAGGCUGCCUGGGCAGCUGCGGAAAGUCAACUACUCAUCAAGGCUGUUGUCCAGUAUGAUCUUCCUGUCUUUCUGUGCUCAGCUCUGGCUCUUCCUCAGCCCUGGACCAGCGUUCAGCAAAGCUUCGUUCUCCGGACGCUCGUUGUCUUUAUCUUAAAACAAGAAGAGGGAUAUCAGCUUGCGCUUCAUGGAGCUUGGCGCCAGGACCGCCAGUGGGUAGCUGAGCAGCUGUUCACCACGUUUACUCAAGACCCAACGUCAACAGCCGCAAUCUACGAGCAUGCAGUCGCAUUUGAUUGGCUGGACUACUUGCUUGGAUACACAAACGGUCUUGCUAUGGAUCUGGCUUGCUAUGCUCAUCGGAAGGGACCCUUUGACCUCGAGCAAUGGAUUCGCAAUGCGGCUCAGAAAGGACCAAUGGAUAUGGGUAACUUGUUGUCUAAAUACCUCAGGAUUAAGGCAGAAGACGAAUUGCAUGUCCAAAGGAAGGAACAACCUGCUCCUCAGAUGGUCAGUCUUUCUGUGAAGACUGUCUACACUUUGUUGUCUGUUUUGGAGGAAUAUGUUGGCGACCGUGAAAAUCUCACGCCGGUGCAGCGAAUCUGCAUCCAGACCUAUCCCCGGCUUAUCAAUUAUGGCGAAGGUUUUGACGAUAUCAUCGACGCCAAUGGCGAAAACGGCAAUGCGUUACCUGAAGCUAUUGACAAACAGAUGCAGGAGCUUUUCGGCAAGAUGUAUCACGAAGAACUCUCCUUGCGGGAAAUAUUGGAGUUGAUGCGACGAUACAAAACAUCUCGCGAUCCGGCUGAACAAGAUCUUUUUGCGUGCAUGGUUCAUGGACUCAUCGACGAGUACCAUUGCUACCAUGAAUAUCCCUUGGAAGCACUCACAAAGACAGCUGUGAUGUUUGGUGGUAUCAUCAACUUCCGGCUCGUCGACGGAAUCACGCUGAAAGUUGGCCUGGGCAUGAUUCUCGAGGCAGUGCGAGAACAUGACGUCCACGAUCCCAUGUACAAGUUCGGCGUGGAGGCCAUUGAGCAGCUGAUUAGUCGUCUCCCCGAGUGGGCUGGCUUUUGUCACCUCCUGCUUCAAAUUCCGAGUUUGCAGGGCACGCCCAUUUUCCAGAAGGCUGAAGAAGUGCUACGCGAGCAGGGAAGUCAAGUGCGAGAUUCUGAUAGUGGCAGAAUCGAGAAUGUUGCCGGUCCGUCCGUAGCCAACGGUACUCUCGAUGAGACCGCACCAGACGGGCCCACCCGAAAGUUCCUCUCUAUCCAUGUUGACCCACCUUUACGACCUGAGAUUUACCAUGAUCCGGACGAGGAGGUGCAGGACAAGAUACUGUUCGUCCUAAACAAUGUGUCGGAGCAAAAUAUUGAGGAGAAGCUGCACGACCUCACAGAUGUACUGCGAGACCAGCAUCAUCAGUGGUUCGCAUCGUACUUGGUGGAAGAACGGGCGAAAUUGCAGCCAAAUUUCCAGCAACUCUAUCUCGAUCUUCUUGACCGCAUCAACGACAAGAUUCUUUGGGCUGAAGUUCUGAGAGAAACAUACUCGAGCGUGUGCAAGCUGUUGAAUGCAGAGGGGACGAUUAACUCGUCCACAGAUCGCGGCCAUCUCAAAAAUCUCGGUUCUUGGCUCGGUUCAUUGACCAUAGCAAAAGACAAGCCUAUAAAGCACAAGGAUAUAUACUUCAAGGGUCUUCUUCUGGAAGGCUAUGACAGUCAGCGUCUGACCAUCGUGAUCCCAUUCACUUGCAAAGUGCUGGUCCAGGCGACAAAAUCCACUGUCUUCAAGCCGCCAAACCCAUGGUUGAUGGAUAUUCUCGCUCUUCUGCUGGAACUCUACCACUUUGCUGAACUAAAGUUGAAUCUCAAAUUCGAGAUUGAAGUAUUGUGCAAAGAUCUCGAACUGGAUCAUAAGACAAUUGAGCCCUCCGUCGUUAUCCGGGAUCGCUCAGCUCACAUCGAGGAUGCGCUGUCGACAGCAAAUAUUCCUGAAGGCCUCGAAGCCUUCGAAGACAUGGCUCUCACCGGUAUCAACCAGGGAAUGCGGACAGAGAGGUUGUCUCCCGCCGCGAUCAUGUCCACUCUUCCAAGCUUAGACAAAAUUCUUGUUCUCCCAUCUUCAGCAAGCAGCAUGGUUGACCCGAACGUCCUCAGGCAAAUUGUCCACACGGCUGUUGAACGCGCUAUCGCGGAGAUAAUCACUCCAGUCGUAGAACGCUCCGUCACGAUUGCAUCAAUUUCAACUGUACAGCUGGUAUCCAAGGACUUUGCCAUGGAGCCUGACGAGGAGAAGGUGCGACAUGCCGCUGGCAAUAUGGUGCGACAGCUUGCUGGAAGUCUUGCCCUGGUGACUUGCAAGGAGCCGCUGAAGGUUAGCAUGACAAACUAUAUCAGAAUGAUUCAGCAAGAGUACUCCGAGCAGCCCAUGCCUGAAGGCUUGAUUUUGAUGUGUGUCAAUGACAACCUUGAUGCCGCCUGCGGAAUAGUCGAGAAGGCGGCGGAGGACAAGUCUCUGCCUGAGAUUGAAAAGGUUAUUGAACCACAGUUGGAAGCACGCCGGCGUCAUCGGGCUGCCCGACCUAAUGAACCUUUCAUCGACCCGUCGAUGAAUCGCUGGGGCUUGUUCAUUCCUGAACCCUACCGGCAAGCCCCAGGUGGCCUGAACAAGGAGCAGCUGGCCAUUUAUGAAGAGUUUGCCCGUCAAUCUCGCGGUCCAGCAGCAACUCAUGUUCAGAACGUAUCGACUGAUUCCGGUCGGCAACUGGCAGAUGUUCUCCAGGACUCGUAUGCGCAGAUUCCUAACCUCUCUACGCCUGCGGAACAGCCAGCUGUACCUCAUAGGACUCCGCAGGCUCAGCAAGACACGCGUCUGCAGCAAACCGGGCUCGUGGGCCCACAACCGCAACUGAAUGGCUUUCUGGAGGCGCCAACACCUCGCGACAAAGUCGACAGCAUAGUUUCCGAUCUUCAGCAAGCAGCUCGCAAUGCACCUGAGGAGCGCGUGAAGGACCUUGGCAGAGAUAGUGCUGUGUUGCAGGAGUACAACCAGGCUUUACGUACUAUCCUUACGUCUCCAAGCGGCGAAGAGCUGGCAAGAUUAACAUGUCUGAAGAUCUGCACCACGUUGUAUUCUCAGUCCCCGAGUAACCUUGAGAUCGAGGUACUCGUGCAUUUGCUUGCGAAGUUGUGCGAUAUGUCCUCACUCGUCGCAAGAUAUACCUGGGUUGUCUUGUCGGAGGUAGAUGACGAGCAUAUAUUCAAUGUCCCAGUUACAGUGGCACUCAUAGAUGCUGGACUGCUGGACAUUCGCCGCGUCGAUAUGAGUCUCACUAGGCUUAUCUGUCAGAAGAACACGGGUGCACUCGAAAUUCUGGCCAAUCUGAUGGACCGAGUGCUCUUCAACGAAGAGCCCUCCGCAUUGCGGUCUGAUUUCUCUGGCAGUCUCGAAGCGAUGAGCCAAUGGCUUGCAGAAGACGCAAAUCUUGCUCCUGCGAAUGAAAUUAUCCGCAAACUACGCGAGUCGGGUAUCCCUGAAGUCGUCAAUCCUCUUCUCAGCGACAAAGCGCGAGCGAAGCGGGAUCAGAUGGAGUACAUCUUCAGCGAGUGGAUUGGUAUUUACAAGGCCCCCGGCGCCACUGACCGUACCUAUCAUUCCUUCCUUAAGGACCUGCACCAAAGGCAAGUCAUGGAUAAUCAAGAGGACUCUGCUUUGUUCUUCCGUCUCAGCAUUGAUAUCUCUGUCGCGAUGUUCGAGCAUGAAUCGCAGAAUCCUAACGGUAGCCUUGACGAGGCUUUCCUCUAUAUCGAUGCGCUUGCGAAAUUGGUCAUUCUGCUAGUCAAAUUUCAAGGAGAGAGCGCUGGCUCGGCCAAGACCAGCAAAUCCGUCUACUUCAACUCGAUUUUGUCGAUGCUCGUGCUGGUGUUAAAUCAUCACCACGUUAUCCGCGGAGAGGCUUUCAACCAGCGCGUUUUUUUCAGACUCUUCUCGAGUAUUCUCUGCGAGUAUUCUCUGAACGGACUCCAGCAGAGUGAUCAGCACCAGGAAAUGAUGUUUGCUCUUGCCAACAAGUUCCUAUCGCUCCAGCCCCAGUACUGCCCCGGCUUUGUCUACGGCUGGCUCUCACUGGUGUCCCACAGAUUUUUCAUGUCGGGAAUGCUGAAUAUGCCCGAGCGCGCUGGUUGGGGACCCUACUGCGAAAUAAUGCAGGCUCUCCUCUCUUACAUAGGAGAGCAGCUCAAGCCAGCAAACAUUUCUUAUGUUGCCAAGGACCUGUACAAGGGAGUGCUUCGUAUCCUGCUGAUCUUGCACCAUGACUUCCCCGAGUUUGUGGCCGAAAAUCAUUUCCAGUUCUGCAAUGUCAUUCCCGCCCAUUGCGCUCAGCUUCGUAAUCUUGUUCUGAGCGCAUACCCGUCGUCUUUCCACAAGCUCCCAGAUCCUUUCAGGGAAGGUCUGAAAGUCGAGCGCCUGGAAGAGAUGCGUGAAGCUCCCAAGAUUGCCGGCGACAUCGCUGCUCCACUACAGCGCGCCAACAUCAAAGGUGUUGUCGAUAGCUUGCUGCAGAGCAAUAACCAAUCAGAGGCGUCCAUCGAAAAGAUUUGCGAUGCCAUUUACAACCCUGUGAACAAGGAUACUGGACUCUUCUACACUCCCAUCAAUGUCAAUGUCGUCCUAGUGAACGCGUUGGUUCUAUACAUUGGUCAGGAUGCUGUUUCGGCCGGUGGAGCCAAAGGUAACACUCGCGCCGCGUUUGACAGCUCGCCUCAUUCGGCGCUUCUGGAGAGCCUCGCCAAGGUGUUACGACCUGAGGCGCGCUACUACUUGCUCAGUGCGAUGGCGAACCAAUUACGCUACCCCAAUAGCCAUACCUACUUCUUCAGCUUUGCCAUUCUUCGUCUCUUCGGCGUGGACAACUCCGAGCAGGAUGGAUCCGAUAUCCGUCAGCAGAUCAUCCGAGUCUUGUUGGAGCGGCUGAUUGUCCAUCGCCCCCACCCCUGGGGUUUGAUCAUCACCCUCCAGGAGUUGCUCCAGAACCGAAGCUACACUUUCUUCCACCUUCCUUUCAUCCAGGCUGCGCCUGAGAUUGGUCGUCUCUUCGAUGCUCUUCUUCAACACAUUCAGCAACAAAGCCCUAGGGCAAUGCCUUAG